AUGGGUGGCUUUCACGUAUACUGCGCGAUAUGUGGCUCAACCUUUUCCAGCAGGUCAUUUAUAUCAAUUGAUUCUGACGAUGAAAUGGGUGAUCACACUUACUCUGGAGAGGUUAUUGGAGACAGUGAUCUGGGAUGGCUGGAUGAUCUCCGCGCCCUGGGCUUCAACCCAGACGCUGUUGGAGAGAGAAAGGUGCUAUCAAUGCCGACGCAGGUGAAGGUGGUUUUUGAUAUACCUAUCAAAUUGUUCCUACGUUCUAACAUAAAGAAGAUCCAAACGUUCCCGUUGGUCCAAACAGUCAACCGCAGGAUCGCUUCUACGCCUAUAUGCUCUGGCAUGAUGGGGAUCAGGAACAUAUACCUGUUUUCCCUUUUCAUAAGUUGUGCUACGAGGAGAUUCUCCUUCGGUGCUUUAAGGAUGAAACAAUAA
Aspergillus oryzae RIB40 is the source of this 429-nucleotide messenger RNA. RefSeq lists its product as uncharacterized. The transcript is spliced from 3 exons. The record is from RefSeq and is a predicted model, not a curated record. The coding region runs from base 1 to 429 and encodes 142 amino acids. Lineage: Eukaryota; Fungi; Ascomycota; Eurotiomycetes; Eurotiales; Aspergillaceae.